GGCGGGGAGAUGGGGGCGGCGGCGCGGUGACAGCGGUGCUGGGGAGACGUCAGGCGGAAGGGAAGGGCCCAGCGGGCGGCAAGUGGGCUCCGCUGCCGUCUGAGCAUGCUCCCGCGGGGGCAGCGCUGGGGUAUAUAGCGGCACCGAGGCGCCGACGGCAGCAGUAGCGGCUCUGGUGAAGUCGGUGGGACGUUCAGCACCGCGCUCCGCACCGCACCGCGCCGCGCCGUACCGCACCGCACCGUGCCGCACCGCGCCGCGCCGCACCGCUCCGCCCGGCUCCGCGCCGCUCCGUACUGCACGGUACAGCUCCCUACGGCACCUCUCCGGACAGCAGCGCUCUGUACCGUCCCGCACUUCUCGGCACGGUACCGCCCCGCUUCGCGGAGUCCGUCUCUGCCCGGCCGCCGCUGCCCGCCGAAGCCUCGGCGCCCGGCACGGCCGAAGCAGCGCGCCCCGCUCCGCCGGCCCCCGCGGCGGGCGCUCCCGCGGGCGGCAGGAUGGCCGCGAAGCCGGCCGAGCUGAUGGGCAUCUGCUCCAGCUACCAGGCUGUGAUGCCCCACUUCGUCUGCGUGGCCGAAGAGUUUCCCCCGCCCGCUCGCCCCGCCAAGGCUCCCAAGGGCAAGCUGCGGCGGCCGCGACAGUCGCGCUUCAAGACGCAGCCGGUGACUUUCGACGAGAUCCAGGAGGUGGAGGAGGAGGGGGUGUCCCCCAUGGAGGAGGAGAAGGCCAAGAAAUCCUUCCUUCAGUCUCUGGAGUGCCUGCGGCGGAGCACCCAGAACCUCAGCCUGCAGCGGGACCGCCUCGGCAGCUGCCGCCUCCGCAACAGCCUGGACUCCAGCGACUCGGACUCGGCCCUCUGAGGGCGGCGGAGCCCGACCCGGCCCGGCGGCGGCGGCACGGACUGGGCUGCAGGAGCCGCCACGCCGCCGGCCCAGGAGCGCCCGGGGCGGGCAGCCGGUCGGGAUGUUUUCUAAGAAAGCGCUUGUACCUUCGUUUCUAUUUGAUUGUAUGAAACUCUCCGUUUAAAAGACAAAAAAAAAAAAAAAAUCUUUUCUAUUCGUUAGAAGAAAUGAGCUGUUUUAGAUGCAUUGAGCUGCUGGACUUUAUAUUUAUUUUUGCAUUUAAACUGUUGACUGCAUUAAUUUAAUAUGUUUCUACCUGAAUGUCUGUUAUUAUUUCCAUAAAAGAGUAAUAAAAUCUGAUAUAUUUGCACAGUA
Molecule: messenger RNA, 1220 nt
Organism: Columba livia (rock pigeon)
Lineage: Eukaryota; Metazoa; Chordata; Aves; Columbiformes; Columbidae
Gene: C5H11orf96
Product: chromosome 5 C11orf96 homolog
Exons: 1
Coding region: 501-863 (120 amino acids)
Source: RefSeq, a predicted model, not a curated record